This is a messenger RNA of Cantharellus anzutake, 2190 nucleotides long. RefSeq names its product aryl-alcohol oxidase-like protein. The transcript is spliced from 14 exons. Gene Ontology annotation, molecular function: oxidoreductase activity, acting on CH-OH group of donors; flavin adenine dinucleotide binding. Bases 270 to 1991 code for a protein of 573 amino acids. NCBI's taxonomy places the organism in Eukaryota, Fungi, Basidiomycota, Agaricomycetes, Cantharellales, Hydnaceae. The record is from RefSeq and is a predicted model, not a curated record.
CUGCUUGCGGGCCGACUUGGGGCCAUACAACAUCAAUUAAUUAAUUGAGCAGACUUGUCAUGACAAACUAUAUGUGUUUCUAUGCCCCUGAUCCUCGGCCAUAUCAAAGGGCGGUGUGCGAACCCGAGUUUGUCUAACCUCAUCGAAACGGGCAGUUGACGAUUACAUCGAGCAAAUUCCAACGGAGCUUCCAUCUCUCAGACUAUUGGGCCGCGCCACACCAUUGACUCUGACUCCAAAGCCUCCAAGAUGUGCGGGUCCAAGCCAGCAUGUCCCCCACGUACAGUGUUCUGAAGACUUUUUACGAUUUCAUUAUCAUCGGAGCCGGCACCGCUGGCUCUGUUGUUGGGGCCCGUCUAUCGGAGAAUCCCAACUUUAAUGUUCUCGUACUUGAAGCCGGUACCGAUGUACCAAAGACUCAGACGUGGUCUGUGCCCUUGUUCGCUACGGGACCAGUAUCCGGUACAGAGGGGCUGUGGCGAUAUAUAAGCGAGCCUCAAAUUGGGCUUAACAACAGGACAGUUCCUGUCCCGCGUGGAAAAGUGGUUGGCGGUUCAUCACUUGUCAACUUCAUGGUCUAUACUCGUGGGUCGAUCGAAGAGUAUGACCGAAUUGCGAACGUCACAGGCGAUCAGCGUUGGUCGUGGGACAAUAUCCUCUCACUUUCCAAAAAGUCCGAAACGCGCGAACUCCCUACCAGUGGUCACGACUUCCCCGGGGAUUACAAUCCCGAGGGAUACGGAACCAGUGGACCUAUACGCAUCUCCCUUCCUAAUGACGGAAGUCCUUUCCACGAAAGAGUCAAACAAGCCGCGCACGAGCUCUCUGACUUCAGCUGGAACCCGGACACUAACUCUGGGACACCUCUCGGCAUGAGCAGAAUGUGGGGAACCAUAGGGACUGGAGUUAGAAAUGGUGCGAACAACUACUUCAACACGGCUGGACGUCGACGGAACUUGGACUUGAUACGGAACGCUCACGUUACGAGAAUAUUGUUCUCUAACGACAAAAUACCGGUUGUUACUGGCGUGGAGUUUGUACAAGGCACAAAUGGCACAAAGACCGUCGUCAAGGCUUCCAAGGAAGUCAUUCUUUCCGCUGGUACCAUCAACUCUCCCCAGAUCCUUAUGCUCUCGGGCGUCGGUCCAAAAACGGAACUGCAGGCAUUGGGGAUCAAAGUGGUUAAAGAUCACCCCCAAGUAGGCAAGAACUUGCAGGACCACACAGUGCUUGUGAACAGUUGGUAUAUAAAUGAUAACACCUCAGUGGACGCGUUCUACACCAAUCCUGUCUUUGCUCAACAACAGCGCGUAUUGUACAACACUAACAAAACUGGUCGUAUGUCCAACACGAUCAGCCAAACCAUUGGAUUCUUCCGUUUGCCUUCCGAUGAUCCCAUCUGGUCGCAACCCGGCGUCGUCGACACUUCCGCAGGUCCCAACUCGCCUCAAUUCGAAUUUCUCUUGGAUGACGAAUUCACGAGUACAAUCUAUCCCCACCCUUCGACGGGGAAUUUCAUGAGCAUUGCGACAGUCAACUUGGCUCCUAGUUCCAGGGGAACCUUGACGCUCAGAUCAAGCAACCCUUUUGACGCACCCGUGAUCGAUCUUGGAAUCCUCACAAAGGAGCUCGAUCUUCACAUUGGUGUAACCGCUCUCAAACGCGCACGAGAGUUCGUGACUGCACCCGCCUUCAAGGACUACAUCUUGGGAGAGUGGGGCCCACUAUCUCAAGCGCACACUGAUGAAGAGAUCAUACAGUAUAUUCGGAACACUACGGUGUCCAUUUUCCAUCCUACUAGCACCCUCGCCAUGUCAGCCUGGAACAGCCCCCAUGGCGUUGUCAACCCCGAUCUAACUAUGAAGGGUAUCAAGAAACUCCGCGUUGUCGACGCUAGUAUUUUCCCAUUCGUACCUGCGGCUCACCUUCAAGUUCCAAUCUACGCAAUGGCGGAGCUCGCUUCAGAGAUUAUCACCAGUGAUUACCAAUAGAUGAAACUUCGAUUUGCUUGGGUUAAAUGGGAGGGAUACGUGUCAUGUAUCCAAGGACAGUUAGGGGGGUUCGAGGAAAAAUAUUGAUCACAAUAUAGUGGGAAGUAUGGAGUGUGUAUCUAAUUCAUGGUGCGAAACGCAUCAUCAAUAACAGUCUUUUUCUUGGUACCUGUAUCUAUCCCUGUUGGGCUCAAAGCAG